This is a messenger RNA of Aspergillus sclerotioniger CBS 115572, 2406 nucleotides long. RefSeq lists its product as uncharacterized. The transcript is spliced from 2 exons. Lineage: Eukaryota; Fungi; Ascomycota; Eurotiomycetes; Eurotiales; Aspergillaceae. The record is from RefSeq and is a predicted model, not a curated record. The coding region runs from base 368 to 2209 and encodes 613 amino acids.
GGGAGAAAAAAAAAAAAAAGUAAGGAGGGCGAUCGCUCCGAUUUUAUCGCGAAACAAUGUGACAGUGCCGAUCGCGUCUCGACCUGGUUUCAUCCCUCUCCAUCAUGAUGUCCCUGCCGGCUUCCCUGGUCGCCUUGUGUGACGCGUUGUGAUCGUGGCUGGACGAUGCUUUACCCCGCCGGACAGCUCGACGGACAAUAAGGAGCUUCCCCUCCAGCGCCUUUCAUUGUUGUCGGUGUCCACUUCCAUCUUUAUCAUCUCUGCCUCCCCUCUCUUCUCCUCCAUCUGUUUCUCUCCUUUUCAUUUUUUUUCUUCUCAUCCUCCUCGAACCCACUCCCUCGCGUCUCUUGACGCAGUCUCUUGCGCCAUGGGGAAACCCCCUGCUGCCAUCAUUAUUGCUCGACAUGGUGCUCGCUUGGACGCAGCCGACAAGAACUGGCACCUCACCUCCCCCACCCCCUAUGACCCUCCUCUCUCCUACGGCGGUUGGUUACAGUCCCGUACGCUGGGUACUCGCAUCAUCGACAUCAUACAGUCAUUAGGUGGCUCCCUCGACUCGACAACACAAACAGAGGACGGGGUCAAGGCACCUUCCGAUCGUCUCCAAAAACCCAAACCCAAGCGUCGCAUCAUCAUUCACACCUCCCCAUUUACCCGAUGCCUGCAGACGGCCAUCGCGGUCAGUUCAGGGAUUUGUCAGAAUUCUGGCGAACCGGAUUUCACCCCUUCGAAGGCCUCGACGAUAGUCCAGUCCAGCUCGGAAUCUUCCUUGACCCCGGGGCCUAUCUCAUCGAACGACCAUCGAUGUCUUUUACGCGUGGAUGCCUUCCUCGGUGAAUGGCUUUGCCCGGACUACUUUGACGAAAUUAUCCCUCCACCCAACUCGGAUCGUAUGAUCACCGCCGCCAAGCUCGAACUAUUGCGACGCGAACAUAGUUUUGUGCCUCCAGCUGAUACCGGCCCCAGGCCGUCAACUGGCUUUUUCCCUGGUGGCUGGGGAAGCGCCUCCACUCCUGUCUCGCCCGCGAUCGAACCGACUGGGGCGGUCAAGGCAGGGCUGCCACCCGUCACACGCCAGACACUGGGACAAAGGUCUCGCGCAGGUAGCUGUGACGCCUUGGGCUCUGCGGAAAACACCCGAGGACGGCGGACCCUCAGCCGGAUCAACACGAACCUCCCCUCCAUCCCGGAUGCGGCGUACGUGCCUCCGACACCUAGCUAUGCUAUUUCGCCGUCAGACCCCAUCCCCGCGGGAUAUGUCACGCAUGCUCGGGAUGCUUGCGUGAAGAUUGAUUUUCAGUGGGAUAGCAUGCACGGGGAGCAGAAUUGGGGCGAUGGCGGCGACUACGGCGAAGAAUGGAGCACUAUGCAUACGCGGUUCCGCACUGGACUCGACCGCAUGAUUAGCUGGUAUCGAGACCAUGAUCCUUCUAUUCCCUCCGGUCGGCCGCGACGGCAUUCACAGACGCUAGACGGCUCGGAGGAGGCCAGUCCACUAAAUGACGCGGAGGAAGCAACAGAGACGAUCUUGGUUGUCAUCACCCACGGGGCCGGCUGCAAUGCGCUCAUUGGGGCAUUGUCCGGGGAGCCAGCCCUUGUAAAUAUCGGCACGGCCUCCCUGACGCUGGCGGUCCGGAAUGAUCGCCUGCCAGAAACGGCCGAAGGCGAUUCCAUCGGCGGUCCUGUGCGGGCCAGGGGGUCGGCGGACGAGUCGUCCAGCUUGGCAAGCUAUAGCAUGAAAUUGGUGGCCUCGACAGAGCACCUCCGUGCAACCGGCAGCACAUCGCGCGUUUCUUCUCCGAGCCAUGUGACAUCCCCGUCGGUGUCGUCCUACCGACGCGUGGCAAAUCGUCCGUCGCUGUCCCAGGGGUUAUUCAUCAUCGGACCCUCAUCGACUUCUGGUCCAACCACGGAGCCAUGGAGUGCCGAGCGGCCCUCGACAGCAGUCUCAUCCAAAUCGUCUGGCCUCUGGGGCUCGAUCGCCGAGCCGACCGACGAGAUUGUGCCCAACUUUGACUGGCCCACUCCAUCAGCUCCGGCCGUCAACGGCGACAGCCAAGCUUCGACAUUGAAGGCAGACGACUCGACCUGGGCAAAACUCCCACAGCGAACGCUCUCCCAGCGGGGCCUAUGGAGCAGCUCACCGCUGAGCAAGGAACGCGACCUAGGACAUAAAAGACGAUGGACGGUGACUGAACGGCGACCGUAACGUGAUGUUGUUUAUAAGUUGUCAAAAUUCUCAUUUGGCGAGGCGUUCGGGAUACUACCAUACCAUUCACUAAUUCUUGACUGGCUUGCUCGCUGGUUGAUGGGUUGUGUAUACCGGAGUUUCUCUUCUAAUAUACCCAUUCUGCUCCAAACAAUGACUAUAUCAGAACGAACACAGUUUAUUAGUUAGUAGUCCAC